Messenger RNA from Sinocyclocheilus rhinocerous, 337 nucleotides. RefSeq names its product lactadherin-like. The transcript has 2 exons. Gene Ontology annotation, cellular component: plasma membrane. The record is from RefSeq and is a predicted model, not a curated record. Gene Ontology annotation, molecular function: signaling receptor activity. Lineage: Eukaryota; Metazoa; Chordata; Actinopteri; Cypriniformes; Cyprinidae. Bases 12 to 257 code for a protein of 81 amino acids.
UUGUUGGUAAUAUGGACAACGAUGGGACAAAGACUAAUUUGUUCGAUCCUCCAAUCAUAGCUCAGUACAUGCGAAUCAUUCCUGUUGUUUGCCGCAAAGCCUGUACUCUGAGAAUAGAGCUGGUGGGCUGUGAACUCAACGGCUGUCCAUCACAGCACGCCUCUCACACCGCCGGCUCUCGCCUGAGUGCGCUUCACACACACCCCAUCACACACAGCAUCUUGCCGCUCACCUGCAUGAAACUUGCUCAGCGCUGAUGUGGUUUGUGCUGACACGCUUCCCAUCCAUCUCUCUGCCACUUCCUGUCCCCGUCCCCUCCCUCUUUCUGUUGUCUUAC